UUAAUGCUUUGUUCCGCUCACAGUACUUCGAUAUUUCCCACACGACCCAACAUCGCUCAUGUUACGAUCGCUUUCCUUUGUAUCGUCCAACAUCCGUAGCACAGCAUCGCGCAAUAUCAACAGAAGCAUGGCCACCGAUACGACAACGCCGGCAAACGAGUAUUCCGUAGCGUUCGUAACCGUGCCGGAUAAUACCGUGGCCGUUAAUGUGGGCCGCCAGCUGGUUGAGAAAAGUUUGGUUGCCUGCGUCAAUAUCAUCCCGGGACUAACGUCCAUCUACGCUUGGGAGGGUAAGAUUAACGAAGAUCCGGAAGUGUUGAUGAUGAUCAAAACACGUACCAGCCGGGUGGAGGAACUUAUACGGUUCGUGCGUGAAAUUCAUCCGUACAGUGUGGCGGAGGUUAUAGCAUUUCCGAUUGCGGAAGGAAAUGCACCGUAUCUAGAUUGGAUUGGCAAAACUGUGCCUAAAGGUGGAACAGCGUAAAGGUAACGGGUUUACAACUGUGAACUUUGAAUUUUUCGAUUUCUGGGUGGAAGGAAUAGAUUUGGUGUAUGAAAUGGGGGGCAAUUUUGAUAUUAUAUAGAAUACAUAAUUCUUUGCUUAAAA
This is a messenger RNA of Anopheles funestus (African malaria mosquito), 607 nucleotides long. RefSeq names its product protein CutA homolog. The record is from RefSeq and is a predicted model, not a curated record. The transcript has a single exon. Bases 59 to 484 code for a protein of 141 amino acids. Gene Ontology annotation, biological process: response to metal ion. Gene Ontology annotation, molecular function: copper ion binding. NCBI's taxonomy places the organism in Eukaryota, Metazoa, Arthropoda, Insecta, Diptera, Culicidae.